Molecule: messenger RNA, 1650 nt
Organism: Sardina pilchardus (European sardine)
Lineage: Eukaryota; Metazoa; Chordata; Actinopteri; Clupeiformes; Clupeidae
Gene: ethe1
Product: ETHE1 persulfide dioxygenase
Exons: 7
Coding region: 507-1385 (292 amino acids)
Biological process (GO): glutathione metabolic process; hydrogen sulfide metabolic process
Cellular component (GO): mitochondrion
Molecular function (GO): sulfur dioxygenase activity
Source: RefSeq, a predicted model, not a curated record
GGUCCAAUUUCCUUGGACGCCACCUGACCUCUUUAUCUAUCGUGUAGGCCUACGGUUAGACUGGAAAAAGGGGGCGUUAUGUAGAGUUAGGUCAGGUUAAUGUGUGGAACUGAGGCCACAAGUUUUUAACAUGUUUGUCUUGGACGGACCGCGCCGCGGACAGGCAAUAUCAGCUGCACGAACGGAUUACACGUGAAUUUGGAUUACGCAUGACCGAUCUACUGUAUACAUUUACCGAUUUUCUGUUUGAGAGGAUCAUAGGCUACUUAAUUGCGAACUGUCUGAUUUAGGCCCUACUUAAAGUAGCCUAACAUAACUUUAUGCAGACGUCCAGAUAGUAAACAGCAGUUGCUCUUGCCAGACACUGUAAUCGCUGUAUAGCACCUCAGUGUGACUCCUCGACGGUUGUUCGCAAGUUUGUGUUUGCAAACUGGACCAACCGGUCUAAGGAAUUUUGACUAGGCGUGUCAUUGGUGGGCACUGUACCUCGCAACCCAUUAGAAAAAAUGAAUUCCGUCACACUUAGGUUCCAGCCAACUCUGGCCUGCGCGUGGAGAGUGAAAACAACCUCGAGCUCGCGUAGGAUUCCAGCCUUGCAACUGCUCUGCUACGGCGUCUCAAGCACCGACCUUCAGUCGCCUGUCAAAACAAACAUAAGAUAUUAUUGCUCAAGGAUGAACCAGGGGCAAGGGUUGUUGUUCAGACAGUUGUUCGAGUCCGUCAGUAGUACAUACACGUACCUGCUGGCAGAUACAGAAACCAAGGAAGCCGUGCUGAUUGACCCCGUGCUGGAGACCGUGGACAGGGACCUCAAGCUGAUAGAUGAAUUGGGCCUUUCACUGAAAAUAGCAGUGAACACCCACUGCCAUGCAGACCACAUCACAGGGACCGGUCUCCUGAAGAGAAAGCUGUUUGGAGUGAAGAGCGCCAUUUCCAAACACAGCGGCGCCACUGCGGACAUCCUGCUCUCUGAGGGCGACAGCAUUAACUUUGGCAAACAUUGUCUGAAUGUGAGAGAGACCCCCGGGCACACGGAUGGCUGUAUGACUUUGGUGACCGGUGACCAGACUAUGGCCUUCACCGGAGACACUUUGCUUAUCAGAGGCUGUGGAAGGACGGACUUCCAGCAAGGGUGCUCAAAGAGGUUGUAUAAGUCUGUCCAUGAGAAGAUUUUCACCCUUCCUGCCCACUGUCUGAUCUAUCCUGCUCAUGAUUACAAAGGUCAGACUGUGUCAACAGUGGACGAGGAGAAAAAGUUCAACCCACGCCUGACCAAAACCCUGGAGGAGUUUGUGGUUAUCAUGAAGAACCUCAACCUUUCCAGGCCUAAUAAAAUAGAUAUCGCAGUGCCUGCAAACCUGGUUUGUGGUCUACAUGAUGUAUGAAUACAUUCAAAUGACAGAAAAGGGGAAUACCAACUACUAUAACAAUAGCAGGGCAUUCAGUUAAACUUGAAUAAUUUUCAUACAAGUCAACAAGAAAUAUACAUUUAUAUACAUAUCCAAACCAAGCAAAAUCAUUGUAUUUACUUGAGAUUUCAGACAUCUGUAAACAGGAGAAAACUGUCAAAACCAAGUUUAUGUACAAUGAAAACAUUUAAAAUGUAGGGUGUCUUAUUAAUGUGUAAUUAAAACAUGUAUGAUUUUUUAA